CAUCAGUAAAAAUCAUAUUUUUCGUUCUGUCAUCGUGACAAUGUCACGCCUGAGAGCCUCGUGGCGAUUAUUUUAAAUUUUCAGUUUCGUGAACGCGUUUCCAAAAUUGAAAAGUGGGGAUGGACGACUCCAAAUCGUGUCUCAGUGACAGUCAGAGAAAGUUCGCGGAUUAUUAAAGAGAAAAGCCUUGAUUAUGUUCCUGAUCCUCGAGGAUUAGGAUACGAGUUUUACCAAGCGAUGUUUCUUAAUCAAAAUGCAGUGGCUCAGAUUGACGCAGAAAGUGGAUGUGCGGAUUCAUAUGGCAAUCUGCUCGAGAGAUGUAUCCGUACUGCGAUACGUCUACUUGUCGCAGGGAUUACGAAACGCGAUAUCAUAUGCCACUGUAGCAGUAAUCACAUUAACAGUUGUGUCCCGAUUAUUUGCGCCUUUUUCCUGGGAGUGCCGGUGGCUCCCGUAGAUCCCACACUCUCCUACGACGAAGCUUUCGAAAUCCUUGCCCAAAUCAGGCCGAGAGUUAUUUUCGUGACCCCGGACGUGGUUGAUACAAUUGAAAUGGCGCUUGGUGAAAUUAAUAUUGAAUGCGAGAUUGUGCUGUUUGGCUCAAGCCCGGAUUUUGUUGAAUUUGACUCGUUUCUGGAGCCAGACGAAGAAGAAAGCCACUUUCAGCCGUUGGAGAUAUCGGAUAUUAGGGAAACCGCGGUCAUUGCAUUCACCAAAGGACAAAAAGAUGAUUACAAAGGCGUCUGUUUGAGCCACUAUGCAAUCAUGAUGCAGUGUUUAAACACAAUAUCCUGUUGCAAUUUCGGAAAUACGUUUUGUUUGUCCAAUCGCGAGCCGGACAAAAACGUAAAUGGGUUCGAGACAGCUUUAAGCUUCAACACAUUUGCCAGAAUUGCUGAAAUUGAGCUCCUCUGUUGCUGCACUUUCACGGGGAUUACUAAAAUAAUAAACCAAAAAUUUGAUCCCACAUUUGCGUGGCGCACCAUCGACAAACAUGAAGUGAGUUUCAUGACUUGUACGUCGUUUCAAGCAAUCCAGUUGUACAAAAUUGGAAAGCCUGAAGGGGUCGUUGGCACAACUUUGAAAAUGCUGCUAACACAAGGGACUUCUUUGUCAAAAGCAAGUCUGUACGAAUUGCGAAAACUUCUCCCAUAUUGCUUUAUUACAAAUUGUUAUGGAUUAACUGAAACCACUGGCCGUGUUACAAUGUUUGCGUUUACAAAACCGGGGGAUAUAAGAGAUCAAUACGAAAAUCCCACGUCUUGUGGGAAGCUAGUGUCGGGAAUGACUUGCAAAAUCGUAGACCCCAUUACAGAAAAAAUUUUGGGUCCAAAUCAAGCCGGUGAACUGCGCUUUAAAAGCGAUUUAAUGAUGAACGGUUAUCUCAAACAGGACCAUUCUGAUCUUUUCGAUAAAGACGGUUGGGUGAAAACUGGAGAUGUUGCGCUUUAUGACGACAAACAUCGCUUCUUUGUGCUGAAUCGUCUGAAAGACGUGUUUAAGUGUUACAGUUGGCACAUCGCCCCUGUGAUUAUUGAAAACGUUAUUAAGGAACAUCCCGCUGUUAAAGACGCUGUUGUUAUCGGAAUAUUCGAAGAUAUUAAAGCUUGGAACCAAAUACCUAUGGCAGUGGUGACGCUGAAUAGAGGCAUGCGGAACAGGGUGACCGGCAAGGACAUACAAAUGUGGGCAAACAGCAAAUUAAGCAAAAAACAACAACUAAAAGCGGGGGUGAAAAUUGUCAAACAAAUUCCAAUCACAAUAGCCGGAGAGCCGAAAAGGCAACAAGUUAAAGAUAUGGUGUUGUGUGAAAACUUGUAAUUGUUUUUGUAAUAUAGUACAAUAUUUGCGUCUGUA
Tribolium castaneum (red flour beetle) is the source of this 1857-nucleotide messenger RNA. RefSeq lists its product as uncharacterized. The transcript has 5 exons. Gene Ontology annotation, biological process: long-chain fatty acid metabolic process; fatty-acyl-CoA biosynthetic process. NCBI's taxonomy places the organism in Eukaryota, Metazoa, Arthropoda, Insecta, Coleoptera, Tenebrionidae. Gene Ontology annotation, molecular function: long-chain fatty acid-CoA ligase activity. The record is from RefSeq and is a predicted model, not a curated record. The coding region runs from base 238 to 1821 and encodes 527 amino acids.